Messenger RNA from Alternaria rosae, 353 nucleotides. RefSeq lists its product as uncharacterized. The record is from RefSeq and is a predicted model, not a curated record. The coding region runs from base 76 to 324 and encodes 82 amino acids. NCBI's taxonomy places the organism in Eukaryota, Fungi, Ascomycota, Dothideomycetes, Pleosporales, Pleosporaceae. The transcript has 2 exons.
CACAGAAUCACUUCUCUACUCAGCAGUCUACAUUCACUCUAUCACAAACCCCUCAGCACCCUAAGAUCAUUCACCAUGAAGUUGUCUAUCGUUGCCGCAAUGCUUUUUGCCUCGCUCGCCGCUGCCGAGAUAAGGUACUUUUGCCUGAAAGGUGGAGACGCGAUCCCAAGAGAUGAAUGGAGCUGUUCUACUGCAGACAACCGAGCAUGCCAAAACAGAGGCUGUGUAGACGCUUGCUUUCCUGGUGCGAGUGCAGUUCAGGUAUACAGAGUGCAGUUGUAUGUAUCACGUCGCAGAAUUCAGAGAUGCAGAGACUUAUUUUGAUUACAGGAAGAGUCCAGAUGCUUGUUUUU